Prorocentrum cordatum is the source of this 250-nucleotide messenger RNA. The record is from the annotation of a GenBank genome assembly. NCBI's taxonomy places the organism in Eukaryota, Dinophyceae, Prorocentrales, Prorocentraceae.
AUGCGCACCAGCGCCGUGCGUGCAUCGGGCCGCAUCGGAUCAACACAUAUUGCCGGAGUCGAAUCGGAGCUAGGCCGCCCGAAUCGAUACCAGGUCGGGCCGAUCGAUUGCGAUGUGGGCCCUGGCCUGUCGACGGCGGCCGCGAAGCUCGUCGGCAGCAGCCUCGAGGCUCGGCGGCGCGGGCUCGCCCCAGGAGUCGCGGGGCGCGGCGGGAGGCACGCCGGCAGUGCGAUCGGUGCACCGACCUGCA